Messenger RNA from Venustampulla echinocandica, 1563 nucleotides. RefSeq lists its product as uncharacterized. Gene Ontology annotation, cellular component: CAAX-protein geranylgeranyltransferase complex; protein farnesyltransferase complex; cytoplasm. Lineage: Eukaryota; Fungi; Ascomycota; Leotiomycetes; Helotiales; Pleuroascaceae. Gene Ontology annotation, biological process: protein geranylgeranylation; protein farnesylation. Bases 1 to 1563 code for a protein of 520 amino acids. The transcript is spliced from 3 exons. Gene Ontology annotation, molecular function: protein farnesyltransferase activity; CAAX-protein geranylgeranyltransferase activity. The record is from RefSeq and is a predicted model, not a curated record.
AUGGCCCCAAAGGCCCCCAAAGCUCCCAAAGCUCAACCCAAAGCUCCUGAUCCUCCAGAAGAAUACCCCACCAUCAGCGCCAAACUCCAAGCCGAAUACCUAGCCUCACGACCAUAUCAAGUGCUCAAAGACACGAAAGGGCUCUCAAACCUAUCCGCAUCUGAAAAGGCGGCCUACGCGAAUUACCGAUUCCUCGAGACGGGCGUCUGGAAGACGUGGGGCGCGGCGCAACAGAAGGAAUUCCUGAAAACCGUCGAGACGCAAAAGAUCCCGACGCCGCUCCCGCUGCCUAGAGAUCUCGGGAGAGAUAACAAGGGCAGGGAGAUUGCGAGUUAUACUCCUGAGGGGUUUGCGCAGUUUCGGAAGAAGGAGCGGCAAUUAAGUGGGUUGAGGAGGGAGAGUGCUAGGUUUAGAGAAAGGAGGGAGAAAGCUCGAAGGAAGCAAAAAGGGCGCGGGAUUGAAGAUAGUGAGGGUGAGAUAGAGGACGAGAGGAAUAGAAGGAAGUUUAUAGGAGUGUUACAGGGCAAGAAAAUGGGUAUUUAUGAGGGUGAUCCGAGGUGGGAUGAUGUAGUGCCCAUUCCCCAGGAUGAUGGGGAGGGGGCUUUGGCUGCUAUUGCGUAUUCAGAUGAAUAUGCCGAGGCUAUGGGCUACCUCCGAGCCGUCAUGGCCGCGAAAGAGCAUUCCCCCCGCGUGCUGGACCUCACCGAGCACAUCAUAUCCAUGAACGCCGCCCACUACACCGUAUGGCUAUACCGAGCCUCAACACUCUUCGCGCUGGAAUAUCCCAUCGACAAAGAACUAUCAUGGGUCAACGAGGUAGCUCUAGAGAACCAGAAGAACUACCAAAUCUGGCACCACCGCCAACUCCUAAUCGACACGCUAUACCCGACCAUAUCCUCCGACCCCACCGCCAUCCACGCCCUCGAGACCUCCGAACGCGACUUCAUGACGCAGAUGUUCGAUCAGGACGCCAAAAACUACCACGUCUGGAGUUACCGGCAAUACCUAGUCCGCAAACUCAACCUCUUCAAUACCACCGAGCUCCAAUCCAUCGAAGUGCUCCUCCGCAGCGACGUCCGGAACAAUAGCGCGUGGUCCCACCGUUUCUUCGUCGUCUUCUCAGACCCAGCGUACUGCACACCAGGCAGCGCUGCUACGGCGCACGAUCCACGAAUCCCAGCGGAUAUUGCGGAUCGUGAGAUUGGGUUCGCGAAGGCAGCAACGUUCGAGGCGCCGCAGAAUCAGAGUCCGUGGAAUUAUAUCCGGGGCGUUUUAAGGAAGGCGGGGAGGGAGUUGGCCAGUUUGGAGGCCUUUGCAGAGGAGUUUGUUAAGCUUCCUAGUGAAAGUGGAGAGGGCGAGGAUGUUCGGAGUAGCCAUGCGCUGGAUUUCUUGGCUGAUGUUUGGGCUGAGAAGGACGAGACGGCCAAGGCGGAUACGGCGUUGAGGUUGUUGGGUGAUAAGUAUGAUCGUAUUAGGAGGAAUUAUUGGGAGUGGAGAAGGGGGUUGUUGGAUGCUGGUGUUGAGGGGAAGAUGAAGGGGUUGAGUGUUGAGGACGUUUCGUAA